Saccostrea echinata is the source of this 1939-nucleotide messenger RNA. RefSeq names its product aspartyl aminopeptidase-like. Bases 86 to 1492 code for a protein of 468 amino acids. Gene Ontology annotation, biological process: proteolysis. NCBI's taxonomy places the organism in Eukaryota, Metazoa, Mollusca, Bivalvia, Ostreida, Ostreidae. The record is from RefSeq and is a predicted model, not a curated record. The transcript is spliced from 15 exons. Gene Ontology annotation, molecular function: zinc ion binding; aminopeptidase activity.
GUUCUGACUGAGAGGCAGUUUCAGUUUCUGUCACCGGCGUUCCAUACCUUCACCCUGCUAAUUGAGUGUUGUCAACAGACAAGGCAUGAGUUCGACUAAAGAAAGCGUACUUUCGGCUGCAAAGCAGUUUCUAAACUUUGUCAACAAGAGCCCAUCUCCCUACCACGCUGUCCAAGAAGUAAAGAAUAUUCUUGUAUCAGCUGGCUUUAAGGAAUUGAGUGAAACAGAACCAUGGUCAGUCAAGCCUUUGGACAAGUGUUUUUUGACCCGGAAUCAUUCUACCAUUAUUGCCUUUGCUGUGGGUGGAAAAUUUAAGCCUGGGAAUGGGUUCAGUAUUAUUGGAGCUCACACAGACAGUCCCUGUUUGAAGGUGAAGCCCUGCUCUAAAACUGAUAAGAGUGGGUAUCAGAUGGUGGGGGUGCAGUGCUACGGUGGGGGAAUCUGGCACACCUGGUUUGACAGAGACCUGACCCUGGCAGGUAGAGUCAUCACUAAGAAUGGAGAGAGGCUGGAACACAGGUUAAUAAAUCUGGAGAAGCCAAUCCUAAAGAUUCCUAACAUCUGCAUCCAUCUGAUGAGAGAUCACAAUGAGAAGUUCUCCCCCAAUAAAGAAACACACUUAUUGCCAGUAUUGGCAACAGCUGUUCAAGCAGAACUACAGGGUGUUUCAAAGAUCUCUGAAGAAAACAACAAAGAAGGAGUUAAAUAUGAGAAAGAUAAACAUCAGCCUCUCUUGGUUAAGCUUAUAUGUGAUGCACUGAACAUUAAACCAGAACAGAUGUUGGAUUUUGAACUCUGUCUAGCGGACACCCAACCUGCUGCUAUAGGUGGAGCAUUAGACGAGUUCAUCUUUUCCCCCCGACUGGACAAUUUGCUGAAUGCUUACUGUGCUACUAGUGCUUUGGCAGAAUCUUGUGAUGGUGGUAGUCUGGCAUCAGACACCAAUAUAAGGCUAAUUUGUCUGUUUGAUAACGAAGAGGUUGGUUCUGAGAGUGCCCAGGGAGCUGCCUCCACCCUGCAGGAACUUGUUCUCCGUCGACUUAGUGCUGGGGGGACAAAUACUGCUUUUGAGGAGGCCAUUCCUAAGUCCUACAUGGUCAGUGCAGACCAAGCUCAUGCCGUCCACCCUAACUACCCUGAAAAACACGAAGAAAACCACAAGAUUGGGUUACACAAAGGAGUUGCCAUUAAAUUCAAUGCCAACCAGAGAUAUGCUACAACAGCAAUGACUGCCUCCAUUUUGAGGGAGAUAGCCAGUCGAGGCCAGUGUCCACUACAGGAUAUAGUAGUGAAGAAUGACUCGGCCUGUGGAUCAACUAUUGGACCUAUCAUGUCUGCCAAGCUAGGAAUUCCAACCAUUGAUGUGGGAGCCCCCCAGCUUAGCAUGCACUCCAUCAGAGAAAUGUGUUGUACAAGUAGUGUCCUACAGACCAGUCAACUGUUCAAGGCAUUCUUUGAGCAUUAUCCGAGUGUGUUUACAUCCAUCCAGUGAAAUUUUUGUGGUAAUUCAGGGAUGUGAAGGGCCUUCUGUGAUCUGUGAUUUUACUUCCCUCAGUGACAUUGUUUCAUGAAAACACCCAUGUUUAUAUAAACAGGUCUGAGAUCAAAAUCUCAUCAUGUAUUCAAGAACUGUAUUUUCAAGAACGUGAACAAAUGCACAUGUAAAUGCCUUCACAUUUUCUUACAUAUACAUGUCUAGUAUUUUCUCCCUUUUUUUUCUUGAAAACCCAUCGAGUGUUGUUUAUCUGAAACGAUAAACAUAAUUUACUUCUAAACUUUUAAAAGCCAUUUGUAUGAAAGAUUUUCUUAGGAGUGUCAAAGGUAAACUUUUUCUUGGCAAUGUUUUUUUCUUUUUCAGUGCAACUUAUGGAUUGAUAAUACAGUAUUUUACAUAUUGUAUGAAUAAUUUAAAGAUCUAUAUAAAGAUUUAAAAAAUGUC